UCAUGUUAUAAAUACUGAUAGGCCCGCCGCCCUCCAUGCUUCCCGCCCAGACCGAGACCCAAAAGUGAAGGUGUGGACUGCGGGGUCGGCUUCCACUAAACCUGUACUAUGAAGGUGAUUGCUUCCAAAAACGACCCUCCCCUUGGGGCAGUGCUGACAUGCUCCAGGGCAGGCGUGACAGUGGAGUGGGGCAAGGAGACCUGCCUGGCCCUCACCGACUCCUUCUCCAUCACCUCCUCCCACUGUAUCUCUCGCCAUGUGGCUCGGGUCAACCCCUCCCUCGACCUGUACCCCUCCCACAUCCUGCAUCGCACUGAGGUUGACCACUGGCUGUCCACUGCGUCUGGCCCUUUGUCAUGUGGUGGGGAUAUUGUGUCCACUCUGGAGCAGCUGAACAAAGCUCUGGCUCCCUCGCCGGUGCUGGUGGGGCAGAAGAUCACCGUUGCAGACCUGGAGGUGUUUGCCGCUCUCUACAGGAAUGGAUCCUGGCAGGGGUUGGUGAAGAGUGGCGGCGCUCCGUCACACACCCUGCGCUGGUACAACUACAUCCAGAGCCAGGUGAACGACAUCUUGGCAGCUCUUCCUAGUGAUGUGCAGAAGGCCCUGACCUCCACGCAGGCUAUGUCUUCCCCUGAAAAGGUUGGAGGCACCACCAAGAAGCCUGAGGAGGGUGGCAAGUUUGUGGAGCUGCCUGGUGCCAAGAUGGGUGAGGUGGUGGUGAGGUUCCCCCCAGAAGCCAGUGGAUACCUGCACAUUGGUCAUGCUAAGGCUGCUCUCCUCAAUCAGUACUAUCAGCUGGCAUUUAAGGGAAAGCUGAUCAUGAGGUUUGACGACACAAACCCCGCCAAGGAGGACGCAGAGUUUGAGCGAGUCAUCCUGGAGGACCUGGAGCUGCUGCAGAUCAAGCCAGAUCUGUUCACCCACACCUCAGAUCACUUUGACCGCCUUCUGCAGCUGUGUGAGCAGCUGCUGGACCGUAGCCUGGCCUACUGCGACGAUACGGACGCCGAGACCAUGAAGAAGGAGCGUGAGGAGCGGAAAGAGAGCAGGAACCGCAACAACUCUGUAGAGAAGAACCGUGCCAUGUGGGAGGAGAUGAAGAAGGGGACUGACAAGGGCCUGGCAUUUUGUGUGCGUGCCAAGAUUGACAUGAACAGUGACAAUGGCUGCAUGAGGGACCCUACCAUCUACCGGUGCAAGAAUGAGCCCCAUGUGCGCACUGGCACCAAGUACAGGGUGUACCCCACCUAUGAUUUUGCCUGCCCUGUGGUGGACAGUGUGGAGGGUGUCACUCACGCCCUGCGUACCACCGAGUACCACGACCGUGAUGACCAAUACUUCUGGUUCAUUGACAAGCUGGGGCUGCGGCCGCUGCACAUCUAUGAGUACUCGCGCCUCAACAUGAACAACACGGUGCUGUCCAAGCGCAAGCUAACCUGGUUUGUGUCAGAGGGCCUGGUGGACGGCUGGGAUGACCCGCGCUUCCCCACGGUGCGUGGUGUGCUGCGGCGCGGCCUCACCGUGGAGGGGCUUAAGGACUUCAUCAUAGCUCAGGGGUCAUCCCGCUCUGUGGUCAACAUGGAGUGGGACAAGAUCUGGUCCUUCAACAAGAAGGUGAUUGAUCGCACUACCCCGCGCCACACAGCCUUGCAGGGCGACCUGGUGCCCGUGCUGGUGUCCGGGGUCACUGAGCAGGCCACCACAGCCCAGCGGCACCCCAAGGACCCGGCCCUGGGCACCAAGACAGUGUGGGUGGGGCCGCGGGUGCUGGUGGAGGCUUGUGAUGCGGAGCAGCUGCAGGAGGGCCAGAAUGCGACCUUCAUCAACUGGGGCAACAUCCGGAUAAAGAAGCUGCAGCGGCAGGAUGGCCGGGUGGUGGCGGUGGAGGCAGAGGCCAACACUUCUGACACUGACUACAAGAAGACCUUGAAGGUGACCUGGCUGGCAGACAGCCCCCAAAGCCCCACCACGCCCUUGGUCUGUGUUUACUUUGACCACCUCAUCAACAAGAGUGUGCUGGCCAAGGACGAGGACUUCAAGAGCUUCAUUGGCCAUGAGACGCGUGCUGAGCUGAGCAUGGUGGGUGACCCCGAGCUGCGCCACGCCAAGGUGGGCGACAUCGUGCAGCUGCAGCGCAAGGGAUUCUUCCGCGUGGAUGAGGCGUAUGCGCCGGUCAGCCUCAGUUCCUGCAGGGAGCGCCCUGUGGUACUCUUCUCCAUCCCUGACGGCCACUCUAAGGAUGCCCCCACAGCCGCCUCCAUCAAGAAGCUGGCUGGCAUGAGUGCCAAGGAGCGGCACCAGAGUGGCCAGGGCAAGAAGGCUGAGAAGAGUCCCCAGGAGGAGGUGCGGCCCAUGGUGGGGGCUGGGGCUGGGAAUGGCCAGGCCCUGCUGGAUGCCAUCAAGGUGCAGGGUGACAAGAUCCGACAACUCAAGGCUAGCAAGGCGGACAAGAAUGUGGUGAUGGCUGAGGUGGAUGGCCUCAAGAAGCUGAAGAAAGACUUCCAGGACACCACAGGCCUGGAGUGGAAGCCAGACAUUGUGCUGCCUGCUACUGCCACUGCUGCUGCCACCACCCAACCUAAGGCCUCAAAGUCACCGGUAGACAUUCACCGGGAGAUCAAGGCCCAGGGUGACAAGGUGCGGGACCUGAAGGCAGCCAAGGCAGAGAAGGAUGUGGUGAAGGGCGAGGUGGACACACUGCUGGCCCUCAAGAAGGCCUUCAAAGCGGCCACAGGGCAGGACUGGAAGCCAGACCUGGACGUGUCACAGCUGAGUGGCUCCUCACCUGCCUCCUCACCUGCUGCUUCCUCCCCCUCCUCCUCAGGGAAGGGCUCCAACACUGCCCUGGACCUGCACCAACAAAUCAAGGCUCAGGGGGACAUCGUGAGAGCCCUUAAGGCUGAGAAGGCUGACAAGGACAAGGUCAAGCAGGCUGUGGAUGGCCUCCUGGCACUCAAAGGUCAGUUUAAGACAGCCACUGGCAUUGACUGGAAGCCAGACAUUGAUGUGUCACAGUUCAGUGGUCAAGCCUCCCCUGCCACAUCUGCCUCACCUGCCACCCCUGCCUCCCCUGCUUCAGGGAAGGGCUCCAGCACUGCCCUGGAUCUGCACCAACAGAUCAAGGCUCAGGGUGAUGUGGUGAGGGCCCUUAAGGCUGAGAAGGCUGACAAGGACAAGGUCAAGCAGGCUGUGGAUGGCCUCCUGGCACUCAAGGGUCAGUUUAAGACAACCACUGGCAUUGACUGGAAGCCAGACAUUGAUGUGUCACAGUUCAGUGGUCAAGCCUCCCCUGCCACAUCUGCCUCACCUGCCACCCCUGCUUCCCCUGCUUCAGGGAAGGGCUCCAGCACUGCCCUGGACCUGCACCAACAGAUCAAGGCUCAGGGUGAUGUGGUGAGGGCCCUCAAGGCUGAGAAGGCUGACAAGGACAAGGUCAAGCAGGCAGUAGAUGCCCUUCUGUCACUCAAGGGUCAGUUCAAGUCGGCCACCAGCAUUGACUGGAAGCCAGACAUUGAUGUGUCACAGUUCUCUGAGGCCGCUAGCAAUGGCAGCGGUGGCAACAUGCCAGCCUCUGCAGCAGCCAAGGCUAGCCCUGCCAAGCCUGCUCCCACCAGAGCCAGCCCUGCCAAGGCCAUCCCUGCCAGGGCCAGCCCUGCCAAGACCACCCCUGCCAGGGCCAGCCCUGCCAAGACCACCCCUGCCAAGACGGCCAAGGUAGAGGAGGGCGGCGCCAAGAAGCAGACCCGCCUGGGCCUGGAGGCGAGGAAGGAGGAGAACCUGGCAGACUGGUACUCACAGGUGAUCACUAAAGCAGAGAUGAUUGAGUACUACAACGUGUCCGGCUGCUACAUCCUGCGGCCCUGGGCCUUCUCCAUCUGGGACUCCAUCAGGACCUUCCUGGAUGGCAAGAUCAAGGAGCUGGGCGUGGAAAACACCUAUUUCCCACUCUUUGUGUCCCGCGAGGCCCUGGAGCGGGAGAAGACUCACAUCAGCGACUUCUCCCCCGAGGUGGCUUGGGUCACCCGCUCCGGCUCCAGCGAGAUGGCCGAACCAGUGGCCAUCCGGCCCACCUCAGAGACGGUCAUGUACCCAGCAGUGGCCAAGUGGGUGCAGUCUCACCGUGAUCUGCCCAUGCGGCUCAACCAGUGGAACAAUGUGGUGCGGUGGGAGUUCAAGCAGCCCACGCCCUUCCUGCGCACCAGGGAGUUCCUGUGGCAGGAGGGCCACACAGCCUUUGCCACACAAGCUGAGGCAGUGGAGGAGGUGCACCAGGUGCUGGACCUAUACGCACAGGUGUAUGAGGACCUGCUGGCGGUGCCGGUGGUGCGUGGCCGCAAGACAGAGAAGGAGAAGUUUGCUGGUGCAGAUUUCACCACCACCACAGAGGCCUUCAUUUCGGCCAGCGGGCGCGGCAUCCAGGGCGCCACUUCCCACCACCUUGGCCAGAACUUCUCCAAGAUGUUUGAGAUUGUGUUCGAGGAUCCAGAGACCAAGGAGAAGCAGUUUGUGUUCCAGAACAGCUGGGGCCUCACCACCCGCACAGUGGGUGUCAUGGUGAUGGUGCAUGGCGACAACAAGGGCCUGGUGCUGCCACCGCGUGUAGCCAGUGUGCAGGCCAUCAUCAUGCCCGUUGGCAUCACAGCCAAGACCACCGAGGCAGAGAAGACUGCCCUGUACCAGGCCUGCCAGGACCUGGAGGGGGAUCUGCAGACUGGCGGGGUACGGGCACGGCGUGACCUGCGGGACAACGUGACCCCUGCCUGGAAGUUCAACCACUGGGAGCUGAAGGGCGUGCCCCUCAGGCUGGAGCUCGGCCCUAGGGAGGUGGCUGCUGGUCAGGUGUUUGUGGUUCGCCGUGACACUGGGGAGAAGCUGCCCGUGCCCCGGGCCAGCGUGGCAGCGGCCAUCUCAGCCAUCCUGGAGAAUGUCCACAAGGAUAUGUUUGAUCGUGCACACAAGGACAUGAAGGAACACACGGCCAAGGUCCACAGCUGGCCAGAGUUCACCUCCAGCCUGGAUGGUGGCAAUGUUCUGCUGGCACCCUUCUGUGGCCGGGAGGAGUGUGAGGACGUCAUCAAGAAAGAGUCGGCUCGGGAGGAGGCAGCAGAGCCAGGAGCACCAGCCAUGGGGGCCAAGAGUCUGUGCAUUCCUUUUGACCAGCCUGGCUCUGUGGACAACCUGGCCUGCAUACACCCUGCCUGCAAGACCAAGCCACAGUUCUACACACUGUUUGGCCGCUCCUACUAGCCUGGCCAGCAGAUGCCAUCCUACCACCUCCAGGUUCUGGCCCUGGCCCAACCCUGGUCCAGUCCUGGCAGUCUGAGUGACAAGUAACUCACCGUCACCAAAACAAGGGAGCAUUGUGGUCCAGGGUGUGGCUCAGGACACAGCCCUCAGGCCAUGGUAGGUGGCAGGCCUGGCAGGAUGUGUCAGUGGUUGGGGUGCCAAGCUGUGCCAUGCCACACCAGGGGCAGGCAUGGCUGGCACUGGUGUGGUGUUGGUGUGACCUCUUGUAUUUAUUUGUCUUGGGGAAUAUUUGAUUGUGUUCAAUUAUCACACACACACACACACACACACACACACACACACACACACACACACACACACACACACACACACACACACACACACACACACACACACACACACACACACACACACACUGGGGAACAUUCCUCAGGACACAUUCUGGUCUUCAUUGGGACGUUUCAUAUUCCAUUAAGUGGUUCAUUUACCCAGUCUGUUGCUAUCCAUUAUAUUUCAAUAUUGGCAUGAGUUGAAUGGUGUGGCAGGUCUGUCACCAUUAUUAUUAUUAUUAUCAUCAUCAUUAUUAUUAUUAUUAUUAUCAUUAUUAUUAUUAUUGUUAUUGUUAUUGACAUACCCAAACCCAAAAUAGAAUGCCUUACUGUCACAACACAUGCAAAACAAAAGGUGAACAAUAUAAUGCAUUUUUAUCCGAAAUAUAUAAUUGAGUUGAUAUUUAACA
Messenger RNA from Portunus trituberculatus (swimming crab), 5986 nucleotides. RefSeq names its product bifunctional glutamate/proline--tRNA ligase-like (gene GluProRS). Gene Ontology annotation, molecular function: ATP binding; proline-tRNA ligase activity; glutamate-tRNA ligase activity. Gene Ontology annotation, biological process: translation; prolyl-tRNA aminoacylation; glutamyl-tRNA aminoacylation. The transcript is spliced from 6 exons. The record is from RefSeq and is a predicted model, not a curated record. The coding region runs from base 109 to 5247 and encodes 1712 amino acids. NCBI's taxonomy places the organism in Eukaryota, Metazoa, Arthropoda, Malacostraca, Decapoda, Portunidae. Gene Ontology annotation, cellular component: aminoacyl-tRNA synthetase multienzyme complex; cytoplasm.